Molecule: messenger RNA, 1296 nt
Organism: Paracoccidioides brasiliensis Pb18
Exons: 4
Coding region: 1-1296 (431 amino acids)
Source: RefSeq, a predicted model, not a curated record
AUGGAGCCCUACCCACCUGCAAAUAUGGAACCUACAGGGAAUUCAGAAUCAGUCAAAUUUCUUCCUCUAGAACCUAGUUCACGGCUGUCAAAUCUUCAUAUUCCACCAGAUAUUGAUGUUCAAAGCCCCUAUGCCUUAUUCACCUUAUUCUUCUCUGAAGAUUCCAUUCAUAAUAUUGUCAAUUCAACCAAUCUCUAUGCAAAAUUGAAGGGAGAUGAUGGAGAUACUGAUAAUGAAGCUCCAGAGAGCUUUGAGAAGGAUAAGGAGAAGGAUAAGGAAGAGGAAAUCCCUAUGGAAGCUUCUGCAGAACCCUCUAUAUUUAUGGAAACAUCUAAGGAAUUGAAGACCUCUAUUCAGCAACAUCCAUGGAAAAAGACCACUUCAGAGGAAAUAAAGAUGCCUGCUAAGCCAAUUCCUCAGGGAUACAAGGUCUUUGGACUAGCAGAACAUGGAUAUCUUUGGACAUUUUCCUGGUCUAGCCGCCGGCAGGGCAUAAUGCCUAUGUUUCAAUUUCCAGGAAUUACCAGAACUGGAUCCAUGGUCAUGAAUAUGAUUCAGCAGCUUCCUAAGAUCCCUAUUAUUAGACCUACUGAGGAAUUGGAUACUAGACCCUCUACUGAGGAAUCAAAUACUAGACCUUCUACUGAGACUCCUAUCAUUGAAGCUUCUAUCAUCAAAGCCCUCCCUACUAGUGAAGCUCCUACUAGGCCUUCUGCUGAAGAACGGCCUGGAGAACUCUCUACCAAUGCUCAUAUAGUCCGCCCAGUCUUUGAGAAUCAACCUAGGAAGAACCUUCAGAUUCCAAAGAUUAUUGAUGACUAUAAUCAUAAUAUGAAUGGAGUUGACCUAUCAAAUCAGUAUAGAGCUUCCUAUAGCUCUCAUAGAGUGAGCUAUCGGACCUGGUUGCCUAUUUUCUAUUGGAUUCUGGAUGCUGCUGUUGUCAACGCGUGGAGGCUUCAGUAUAUAUAUAUGAAGCAGCAGGGAGUCUCUAGGCUUCCUACUCAUAUAAGCUUCUGUGAGAAGCUCUAUCAGCAACUCUUUGAAUUCAAUUUGAAGAUCCAUGAUGAUCUACCCCAUGAGCGAUCAAAUCCAGAGCUUAUUCAUCAACGAAUUUCUCUACCAAAGCCUACAAUUUGUGUCUGGUGUCGAUAUAUACGAAAGCUAGGUCAGCAGGAGAGUAUACAAGCUCCUAGAUCAAGAUCUGGAUGCUCAGCAUGUAAGAAUGUGGCUCUUUGCUUGAAAACUAGAUGCUGGGAGGAAUUCCUUGGCGUUGGCAGAGCUGAAGAAUCUAUAUAA